AUGGUGGAGCAACAUUUAAACACUGCCAUGCUUCUGACAAUUUCGCAGGGGUUCAAGGUGGUUUUUUUGUACUCAGCCUCUCGUGUGGACGGUGUUGUUAUACAUGUAAAAGACAGUGUUCUUAAUCAAACUAUAACAGAGUUGAGGUGGUUAGAAAUAAUUUACAAAAUGCCCUCAUUUAUAUACGGAGACAGUUUAGACGAAUUAAAAAUAUUUAACACAACAAUGGAAGCUACCCCAUUUGACAGUAAUGGUCCUCUACUGUUGGUCACAAACUUGGAAGUCAUGGAUUUUGGAAAAGACAAUUCGACUAUUCUUAACUGUCCUAUUGGGAAUAAGGUGGAAGUUUCCAGCUUUACUAUGGGCGAUCUAAAAAGCACUUGGCAGUUUAGCUGUUCAGCCUGUGCAGGCAAUUCCUACAGUCUACAGCGUGGUCGUGCUGUUGGGUCUCGUGUGGUACCAGGAUUUCAGUGUCUUCCAUGCCCGUUUGGAGCAAACUGCUCUCAAAAUAUCAUCGCCAAACCAAACUUUUGGGGUUUUAAAGAACGGAUUGCUCCCCCAACUCUAAAAUUUGCCAUGUGUCCUGUUGGUUAUUGUAGUCCUCCUGAAGAAAGAGAGUUUCCCAAAUACAAUGGUUGCCAGGGUAACCGUAAUGGCAAAUUAUGUGGACACUGCAGUGAUGCUUACUCUGAGACACUUUACUCUGCAGCCUGCAGACCCUCAAGUGAGUGCAAUGAUUAUUGGUUUUGGCUUGUGUCGUUAGUCUACGUAUCGCUAAUGGCAUUUUUUUUGACAUUUAAACCUCCUAUAAUACCUUGGAUCAAGCGUCAAAUCAAGUGGUUUAAAACCCAAGAAACGACAGACGAGCAAAGUUACAGCGACGGAGGUUAUGUUAAAAUAAUCUUCUAUUUUUAUCAGGCAGUUGAUCUUCUCCUCGCCUCAAAUACAUCAGGACUGCGUUUUGUAGAGGGUAAAGUAAAGUACGUUCUUGUUGGAGUGUUCAACUUUCAACAAUCAUUUUCAUGGAAUGGACUGAUUUGCCCCUUUCCGGGUCUUACAGUAGUAACGAAGCAGUUAUUUUCGGCCUCUCACGUAUUUGGUACAUGUCUCAUGAUAGGUGUCUUUUAUUGUUUGCACAGGGGUGCUCAAAGGUGUCGAAGAAAAGAGAUUCCAUCUGUUUCUCCUUAUAUGGCUGACAUUUUGCAGACCUUGUUGCUAGGAUACAAAACGCUUGUUUCAAUAAGUUUUGACCUCUUGCGAUGCGUGUCAAUCGGCUCAGAGAAACAGUUGUUUUUGAAUGGAAACGUUGUCUGUUUUCAAUGGUGGCAAUACAUUUUGAUUGCUUUAAUCAUCGUUUUUUUCGCGCCAUUUGUGUUUGUCUUAUUUUGGGGUUGUUUUAAGUUGUACAACGGACACCUUUCUGUGGCGAGGUUUCUGUUGGCUUGCUGUUUUCCAUUACCUUUUCUUGGUUAUUGGGUAUUCCUCUUUCUAUUUCAGUUACAACGAACUGCGGCCCAAACAGCCACAGCCACGAGGCAAAUGUCAAAGAGAUCUGUGGAGACGACACUUUUUGGCUGUUUCAAGAAGCCUGCGGAUGGUGGCACACUUUCUUUGGGCUGGGAAAGUGUUAUGAUCGGACGCCGGCUUAUUCUUAUUUUGUUGAAAACAUUUGUCAAUGAUCCAAUGCUUCGUCUUCUCAUUAUGAGUUUCCUUUGUGUUCUGUUUCUCCAACAUCAUUCCAUGACUCAACCGUUUCGAGAUAUCACUGCCAACAGAGUUGAAACCAUUUCGUUGCUGUCUCUUGUCCUCUUGGGGAUGGUAAACGUGUUUUUUGCCUCCUUUGUAUCUUUGGCCGUUCCAUUAACCGAUCAUUUUAAGUUCUCGUGGUAUUUCUGUGAAGUAGUGGAAACCGUCAUUCUAUGUGCAGUACCUGCUAUUAUUAGUAUCUUUGUAAUUGGUGCUGCUUUUUCGCUGGUGAUCCGCUUUCUUUUCGUUUGUUUCAUCCGGUGUUACAGUAAAUUAAAGCAUAGUGAAGAUAUGAGGCCACUUUUGUCCCCGACAAAUUAA
This is a messenger RNA of Porites evermanni, 2067 nucleotides long. The record is from the annotation of a GenBank genome assembly. Lineage: Eukaryota; Metazoa; Cnidaria; Anthozoa; Scleractinia; Poritidae.